Molecule: messenger RNA, 4613 nt
Organism: Pangasianodon hypophthalmus (striped catfish)
Lineage: Eukaryota; Metazoa; Chordata; Actinopteri; Siluriformes; Pangasiidae
Gene: myripa
Product: myosin VIIA and Rab interacting protein a
Exons: 17
Coding region: 231-3776 (1181 amino acids)
Biological process (GO): intracellular protein transport
Cellular component (GO): cortical actin cytoskeleton
Molecular function (GO): small GTPase binding; myosin binding; actin binding
Source: RefSeq, a predicted model, not a curated record
CGCCGGCUCUUUGCACACUAAACGGAGCGAGCUGCAGUCAUCCGGCUAAAACACCCCGGCUGAUGUUUCUCUCUUUUUAACUUCUCUACAUAAAGGAGGUACUUAGAACAGGCGACUAACGCUGUUCUGACAGCUUUCUAUAUUCUCUAUCUAUAUAUAUUUCCAGUUCUGACAUCUUGGUACAAGAAGGCGGCGAGAGAAAGCGUUAUCACAAAGACAAGAGUUGAGAAAUGGGCCGCAAGCUGGACAUGUCAAAUCUGACAGAGGAGGAGGCGGAGCAUGUGCUGCAGGUAGUGCAGAGAGACAUGCAGCUACGUAAGGCAGAAGAAGAGCGUCUUAGUGAGUUGAAACAGGAGCUGGAUCAGGAGGAGAGUCGUUGUGUUCUGCUGUCACGCCAGCGUGGCUUUAAUGAACGUUGCUGCAUCCGCUGUUGCUCAUCCUUCACCUUCUUUCUGAAGAAACGCCGUCGCUGCUUGGACUGUCGCUACAACGUCUGCAAGCGCUGCUGCUCGUAUUCUGAAACUGAUAAAAGCUGGCUGUGCUCCGCCUGUGAGAAAAGCAGACUGCUAAAGACACAGUCUCUAGAGUGGUUCUACAGUAAUGUGAGGAGACGGUUUAAGAGGUUUGGCAGUGCCAAAGUGCUGAAAAUGCUCUACAGGAGGCACGUUGGAGACCAGGGGAGCCAGGCCGAAUUUACAGGUGUUGAACAAGGAAGUACAUACGCUGAAAGCACUGAUGACAGUGUUUAUGAGAGCGACUCUACAUUCUACCAGCAUACUGAAGAGCGGAGCAUGGCAGAGAGCAUCAGUGUGGCAUUGCGUGUGGCAAAAGAGGCCAUAGAUGAGGCUAUUACCAAGGCAGAGAAACAAACAGGCAAUCAGGAGAAACUGAAAGAGGCUUGUUAUCUACGAGACAACAGAGGAGAGCUGAUAGAAGAGCUCACCACCAUGAUUGUGCAGACAAUUAUCUGCAAGAAGAGAGAUCUAUCCGAGAUGCAUACAGAGUGUAAUUUGGAGUCACCACCAGAUCAGAACAGUAAUAAGUCACAAUCAGCCUUCUCACGUCUCACUGAUGAAAUACUGACCCAGCAUGACAAAGCUGAGCAAAGUUCUAUGCUCUGCACACAGGGGCUGAAGAUGGAUGAAGUCCCUGCUGUUGCUAGCUGGAACCUGAAUAUGGACUGGAUGGAAAACUCCUGUGCAUCCUCAGUGCUACAGAGUCCAGAUGGAAACUGGUUCGCCCUGCAGAGUACUCAACUGUCUCGGCUGAGCCUGCCGACCAAGCGUGAGAACCUGAUGUUCAGCGCCCUGGAGAAGGAAUCUGGUGUGAUCUCAGCCUAUGAUGGAAUGGUCUCUGACACUGAGUCAGACUCUGAUGGAGCCUGGGAUGCUGCCCAGCUGGAGAUUCACGGCACACUGUCCUCCAGUAACCUGUUAAAUGACCAUCAUGCCGCCAGCUCACAGCCAGCUAUAAAAUUACCCACAAAAAAUACUGAUGACCAACCUCAAACUGACAGUGACCAGAACAACCGUGUGCCCCAAAUCCAUAAAUCAUCACUUCCUCUCCUGAAGAGGAAGGUGUCUCUAGAGGACAGGCACCUGUCUUGCCAAUGCUGUAGUGCCAUGGGUAUUAGUGCAAACCCUGAUGGUGGAGAAAGUAGCGAGGAUGGCUUAGAGGACAACAGGGUCAAGAGGACACGAAGGAGGAAAAGAAAUAAGCAUGAGGCUACAGAGGGGAAAAGCUUGAGAGUAUGCGGUGGGGAAAGGCUAUCUUUAUCUGAACCUCAGGACUAUGGCAGGAUGCUGCUGAAUUAUCUGUUGAAAUGUCAGAGCAAGAGGCAGAGUGUCUCAGAGUUUCCGAGUGACGAGACUAUGAAUGCAGACACGCCACACUCUGUGACCCCAGACAUUUUGAAAUCUGGGGCCAUGACCCCUGUUGCUUUUACAUCUGAUGUAGAAGACCCCAACACUGAGCAUCAUUUUCUGAGUAGUACUUCAGAUCAACAGCUGACAUCCAAACUGAGAGAACUGGCCAAUCAAGUCAAUGGAACACAGCUCCCCUUAACCAGGAAUGGGCUUGAUGGAGAAGAAGAGCCUGUAGAUGAGAGAAAUGAAAAGAGAGAGAGAGGGAAGAAAGAAGAAAGGGGAAGAGAGAGUAGAGAAGCCUUGUGUGAUAUGGAGGUGGAUGUAGACCAGGAAGACUCAGAGAUGAAAGAGGAUAAAGACAAUGAGAUAGAGAACAAAAAAUUAAGGAAUUCAGAAAACCUGAGCACAAAUAUGAUUGAUAAUAUGCACAAUGAAAUUUUACAAGAGACAGUAGAGAAACAAAGUGCAUUUGAAAUGGAGAGAACUGCCAGAAUGCCACAGAAAGAGUGCUGCUUUGAUUGUAAGUUUGAGGUCUUUGAGAGCGCUAAUAACACUGACUCUGAUGGUCAGAUUAAAAGUACUGAGGACAAAGCAAAUUAUAUGAGUGAGAGAAUCCAUGUAGAUCAGAAUGUUGAACAGGGAAAGAAAGACAGAUCAGAAAGUAGAGGAGGAGAGGAUACUGAGCCUGAGCCUGUGAAAAAACAACAAAGUGUAAAGAAUGAGGCACAUAUAGAACCAGAGGUCCGAAGUCUUUUGGAGAUAGACAAACAAAGAGAGACACCUGUAGAGAGCUGUGAAAAAAGUGAAAAAGUUGAAAGUCAAGAGUGCAGGAAGGCGACAAAAGACACUGAAUAUGCAGCUGAAAGUAAAAAAGACAGUCUAGACAAUACAGGAAGUGAAAAAAGAAUGAACGAGGAGAAAGAGAGACUAACAUACAGUCAGGAUAUUCUUGAUUUUGGUGAAGAAGGGGACUCGGAAUAUAAGAAGAUGAUUGAGAAUGUGGUUAAGGGUUUAAAUAUUAUGGAAGAGGAAACAGAGGCACAUAUCAGCAAUACAAGAUACAGCAUAUCAGAUUUCACUGAAGAAUUGAGUAAGGAAAAGGAGGAAAUAAUGAGAAAACAAAAAGAACAAAAUCAGAUGACACCAGAUAAUGAAAUAGGAUUCCAUAAUGAGAGAAUGAACAGGGAUGAACAUACACGAGAGAGUGAUAUGGAAAAUGAGAGCAGAGGUAACUUGGUUGAGAAAACAGAAGAGCAUAGUUUUGUAGCAGAAGCAGAACAGUGUAAUGACCACACACUCAAGGAUGUUCUGGACUUCACUCCUUCUGGUCAGGAAGAGUUUCUUUCCCCAGAGGAAAUCUACAAAGAUGUGCACUUAGAAAAAGACCUGCAGUUUGUCUUCACUCUGCUACAGCAGAAGUAUUCGGCUGCGUCACUACGCAGUAUCACCACUGAGGUGCUGAAGGUUCUCAAUGCCACUGAAGAUCUUAUCCAGGGUGCCAUGGGUCUCAGCCAGUCAGAGUCCUGGGAUCGAUCUGCCCUUCCUCCCACUCAGAGCAAGAGACUAGACGAACAGCUCAGCAGACUAGAGGAAAAUGUAUAUGUAGCUGCUAGUGCCAUAUUUGGGCUGGAGGCUGAGCUGGGAGAUCUUGAGGAGUGUGCACGCAGCAUCAGCGGAGAAACCACAGAGGAAGAACUCUCUCAGCUGGAGGAACAGGUGGCCUCAGCUGCUGCUCAAGUACAGCAGUCUGAGCUCCAGGUGUCAGAUAUUGCAGCAAGAAUUGCAGCUCUAAAAAAUGCUGGCCUAAAUGUAGCGCCACAGACACGUUUUGCCAAGCCACAAACCAUAGAUUCAUCUCGCCAGCACCGCCGCCGCCUGCCAGCACCUCCAAUGCAAGGUAAAAGGAUGUAGUGAGGCCCGGAGUUCAGAAAACAUCACUUUACAGCCACACAAGCAGAACCUCUGUGCCUUUAUUCAGUGAACUACAACCAGCCUUUUCUGUUAGCCAUAACCAAAAUCACUGCACUGCAAUCUGAUUCUGAUCACUUAGGACUGGAAGACACUCCAAAGUUUGUACAGCAUUACUGUGGGCCAACUUACAUCUGGUGAAUGGUGUAAAUGUAAAAGAAAAAACGCAAAACAAAGUGAAAAAAAAAAAAAGAACAAAGAUCAUUAUUAUACGUAAAAUUCCAUAUAUUACUGUGGGUUAUUUAUGCUCUAUGCACUUACGAAGGAGAGAAGAUUUUGUAGAUCCUGUUCCAUCUUAUGGAUCAGUUUGCUUUCAAAUCAGAAUUUAUUACCUUUGUUGGGAGCAUCUAAAGUUUGAAGUCUAUCUAUUUUAUUUAAACAUGUUCUACAAGAAACAUAAAGGCAGUCUAAAUAAUUUUUUUUUUCAUAUCACAAUUUGUCAGAACAUUAUUAACAAAUCAUGGGCAUUUCUGUCCCCUUGUUUAUUAUUGUUGCCCUUGUUUAUUCCUCAAGUAGAGCCUUCUAGAGAAAUACAUUUACUGGAAUCACACAGGAAUCAUAUAUACUAGUACAAUAAUUUUUAAUAAAAAUGUGUAAUUAUUUAGUAUGUAUUACAUUCCUUUAUGUAAUAUCAUAUCAGUGUUGCAUGUUUUUUUUUUCAUGCUGAUUAUAGCUCUAAAUAUCUGGAGAAUAGUGUGUAGAAUAGGCUUUAAUUCCUAAAUGGUUAAUGCAAUAUUUUUGUUAAACCCCUUGAAUUAAAGCUGAAAGUCUACACUUCAA